AUGCUGAAGCCCACCUUCAAGUUUUUGAAGACUGAACAGUGGACGCGCUGCUUGUUUAAAAGCCAAAAACGACUUGCUCCUGCUUGGGACCUUCUCUCGGCUCCGAAAUAUAACAGACGCUUUUUUUACUCUAGCUCCAGCAGGUGCCAAGAAAGCAUGAAUAGAAUCGCAAUUGGGCAGAUGUGCUCUUCGAGCUCUCUUGACCAAAACCUGGGAGUAGUCAAGACAUUGAUAGACCAGGCCCUCGCGAGCGAUGCUAAAGUUAUUUUCUUUCCCGAGGCUGCAGAUUACAUCUCACGCUCGGCGUCACACUCUCUGGAAUUGGCAGAAAAGUCGCCCGCCUUUGUCGAGGGAUUGCAGAAAGCUAUUCCAGAACUUUGCAGUAAGCACCAGAAGCGUAUUGACGUUUCGAUCGGCGUUCACCUACCUGCCACUAGUUCAGACAAAUCACAGCAUGACACGCGGCUCAGGAACUGCCUUUUGUACAUCACCCAUGAAGGUAAGAUCCGCCAAGAAUACCAGAAACUGCACCUUUUCGACGUGGAGGUACCUAAUGGGCCCAUAUUGAAGGAAAGCCAGGCGGUGCAGCCCGGCCGGGCGAUUCCAGAUGUUUUGGAUACGCCCGUAGGCAAAUUGGGGUCUGCUAUUUGUUUCGACGUCAGGUUUCCCGAGCUUGCACUUAAGCUUCGGAGCAAAGGUGCCGAGAUUUUGUGUUUCCCAAGCGCUUUCACUAUGAAGACGGGAGAGGCCCACUGGCAGCUUCUUGCCUGCGCCCGCGCCCUCGACACACAAUGCUACGUGAUUAUGCCGGGUCAGCAGGGUGAGCACGAAGUUGGUAUCGAUCCCAGUAAACCUGGCGAAUCCCCGCUCAAGCGAGUUUCUUGGGGCCAUUCUAUGGUUGUAGGCCCAUGGGGGAAAGUGGUUGCAGCCGCCGAUCCCGCUAACAACGAGCCCCAGCUUCUUUUAGCGGACUUAGAUCUCGAUGCUCAAAAGAAAAUCAGAAGAGAUAUGCCACUGUGGGAACAGCGCAGGAGAGAUGUCUUUGGUGACUUUGUGUGA
Molecule: messenger RNA, 1059 nt
Organism: Lachancea thermotolerans CBS 6340
Lineage: Eukaryota; Fungi; Ascomycota; Saccharomycetes; Saccharomycetales; Saccharomycetaceae
Gene: NIT2
Product: putative hydrolase
Exons: 1
Coding region: 1-1059 (352 amino acids)
Molecular function (GO): hydrolase activity, acting on carbon-nitrogen (but not peptide) bonds, in linear amides
Source: RefSeq, a predicted model, not a curated record